CUUAAAAUGACAGUGCUCGUCCCGGCUUCUGCUGUGUAUGUUUGCCUCGUCGUCGGCAUCCUUCUCUUGGCAAUCACGACGGUCUCCACGGUCGGCGGCGUCGCCAAUGCCAUGGCAGUGGCCAGCAGCAGCAACACCAUGAAGGCGAGCGUCUCCAAGGCGCCACCGGCGGCCAACAACUCUGAUCAGUACAUCUGCUACCUCUGCCGCCAGCGUAACACUCUCAUGAUCAAGCGGUGCCCCCUCGACGUGGACGACUGCCACAUCGCGUGCCUCUCGUCCCCAGCCUCCUCCCGCCGCGCCCUGUCACCCCCCGGCCACCACGACGGUGACACGAACGUGCUGGGGAGCGGCCCUGGCGGCGCGGACCCCGACGACUGCUACGUCAUGAAGCUGUACCCGGACGGCACGUGGGUCAUCGUCUACGCGGUCAGCUGCAAGGCCGUCGCGGGCUGCUACCUUGUGUGCGGCGACGGGGACGACGACGUGCCUGGGAGGAACACCUCCCCGGCCGUGCCCAAGGGCCCUAUGCCGCACCUCCACGACGCCGAAUUCCAGCGCUGCGGCGAUCAGAUCACCGCGGCCCUCCCCGCCGUCUAGCCACGCGCGCCGGCGUGUUGCGAUGACAUUCGAGACGCAUGGCGUGCGCGCGCGGCACACAGAUUGCUGCAGAAACAAACAAAAAUCACUUCUAAGUUCUGACUUCUGACUGAGAAAUGGCCAUCAGCGUCAAGACGGCUCCUGAACAUCAAGAUUAGUCGAAGCAAAUCUCGAAAAAAGGAUUAGCCAAAGUGCAAUUUCAUCGGACAGCUGCCAGUAUUGAAAUAACAGUUUAUGAUUUUAAGAAUUGCAUCAUUUGAUUUGGA
This is a messenger RNA of Lolium perenne, 866 nucleotides long. RefSeq lists its product as uncharacterized. NCBI's taxonomy places the organism in Eukaryota, Viridiplantae, Streptophyta, Magnoliopsida, Poales, Poaceae. The record is from RefSeq and is a predicted model, not a curated record.